CGCUGACACUGCACGAUGCGCGCCCCCGUCUCUGUGCACGCCGCUGUUCCUGCGGAAUUCAGGGGGCUGUUGUCAGACUCCGGAGACAGACACCCAUAUAGAAAAUAAUGAACAACAAAUUUGACGCUCUGAAAGAUGACGACAGCGGGGACCACGAUCAGAACGAGGACAGCGGCUCACCGAAAGAGUGUGAAAAGGAAAAAAACGAGGAGGAAGAGACGGACCAGAACAAGAGGAAGACAGUUGUGCCUGGGGCAGGGGAACACCCCCUGCAGUAUAACUACUCCUUCUGGUACUCACGCCGCACUCCAGGUCGACCUGCCAGCUCUCAAAGCUACGAACAGAACAUCAAACAGAUCGGGAGUUUUGCCUCUGUGGAGCAGUUCUGGCGCUUCUACAGUCACAUGACCCGGCCAGGUGACCUUACGGGCCACAGCGACUUCCACCUCUUCAAAGAGGGCAUCAAACCAAUGUGGGAGGACGAUGCCAACAAGAGUGGGGGGAAGUGGAUCAUCCGCCUGCGGAAAGGCCUGGCCUCCCGCUGCUGGGAGAACCUGAUCCUGGCCAUGCUGGGGGAGCAGUUCAUGGUGGGGGAGGAGAUCUGCGGUGCCGUCGUCUCCGUGCGUUUCCAGGAAGAUAUUAUCUCCAUUUGGAACAAAACUGCCAGUGACCAGGCUACCACCGCCCGCAUUAGAGACACACUGAGGAGAGUCCUCAACCUGCCUCCCAAUACCAUCAUGGAGUACAAAACCCAUACUGACAGCAUAAAGGCCUGGGAGGAUUUCCAUGGCCUGGUGAAUGCCAGUGGGGGGCGCUAACUCCAGUUCCUUCAAGUUUCUGCCAAGGAUUUGUAUUUGUGGUCUGGGUGAAGAGGAAUAUCCUGAGGAGAAUGUCCGCAAAUAUAUCGUCACUGUUUCAAAGAGAGAGGGAGAACGAGAGACAGAGCAGGGAGACGAAGGCUUUCUGAUGGCUUGUGGGAAUAAUUUCUUUUAACAUUACUCAUAAUACGGUAGCCACGCCAAGAGCCAGCUAAACGAGGAGCCAAAAUGUCAGUGGAAAACUCGAGCUGUCCUUGAAGUGGCUGUCGUCCAGUAAACACAAGACACCCAACAAGAUGACCUAGCUGAAGACUGAGGACGAUGGUGUCUCUCUCACUCUCUCCGGUGCAUAAGGGAGCCUACAUAGUCAAAAUCUCAGCCGCUGUGAUAUGGGCAAUAACUGUUUAAGAGCCUUCAAGAAAAAUAACAAAAAAACAAACCAAAACCCCAACAUAAAUGAGUAGCAUGUAUUGUUAUAUUGCAUAUUACAGCUCCUCAUAUUAGUAUUGCAAUGAUGCACUAUACAGCAGGAAAUGGUUCCCAGAACUAUACAAUUGUUAUUUUAAAUAUGUGGACAGGCCUGGAGGCUGUUUUACUGUAGUGCAGUAUUUAAAUUACAGUAUUAAUUUUAUUUUUAAAUAUAUAUAUUUUUAAGUGGACAUUUGACGGAUCAUUGGAGAAUCCUGUCUUGAUUCUUACCUUUGACCUGGAAGUGGAAACAUCCCCAAAGGACAUCCUAAAAGGUGUCACCUGGAGCGUCUCUUUCAAAUAGACUGCCGUGCUGCCUAUAUCACUGUGCCUGGACUUCAGCCCGUCUACUCCAAAUUUAAAAAGCUGAAGGUUUAUUUUUAUUUUUGAGUUUCAUUUUUUAAAUCGUACCAUAUUUAGGAAUCCGAAGUGGAAACUUAAUGGCAGUGCCAUCUCUUAAGAUGCAGAGGGAUGUGUGCUGCUGUGUUAUUAAGCUAGAUAGUGCCCUGCCCCCAAGCACUGAUCCAGGGUCAGCUAACUCAACCCUAAUCUUAAUCUCUUACCAUUUUACAGAUCCGAUCCUGGAUCCGUGAUAGGAACACUACAUUAUUUACCCGUUACUACUGUCUGGGUUUCAGUAGGUGGUGCUGUCUUGCAGGAAGCUCUGUCAUUCAAAAGGAGAAUUGUGUUGCCUGAUUUCACCUGAUUGAUUAUAGCAAUAAAUGUCAAUUAUGCAUCUGCUGCUAUUGAA
Molecule: messenger RNA, 2037 nt
Organism: Conger conger (European conger)
Lineage: Eukaryota; Metazoa; Chordata; Actinopteri; Anguilliformes; Congridae
Gene: eif4e2
Product: eukaryotic translation initiation factor 4E family member 2
Exons: 8
Coding region: 108-818 (236 amino acids)
Biological process (GO): translational initiation
Cellular component (GO): eukaryotic translation initiation factor 4F complex; cytoplasm
Molecular function (GO): RNA 7-methylguanosine cap binding; translation initiation factor activity
Source: RefSeq, a predicted model, not a curated record